AUGACUGCCGCUUCGAUUCUCCUUCUCCUCCUCCCUGCUGUUGACGCCGCCUUGACGGUGAGGUCGAUGAGACAGACUGCUACGGCUUGCCGUAUCAGCUCGCAUGGUUCAUCAGUAACCCUCAACUUCAACCCAGAUACUGAUCGUGUACCCCAUGUAAGAGAAUUGGCCUGUAAAGAAGGAUAUAAGAAAGGAUUCUUUCGCACCAAGAAGACCUCAAAGAGUUACGAGCUAGGAGUCUAUGCUGAGAACAAGGAUAUUCUGGCUCCCUUCUUCUUGGACUGGAAACCCAAACCUGGUCUGCAUCAACGUGCAUACAACUGCGUGUCAGCGGCCAGGCAUCUCCAUCACAAGUUGAAGACGAUUUAUCUCCGCUCCAAGAAGUGGUGGUAUCGCAUACCGGGAAGAGCCAGUUAUCGUUUCAUGGAGUUCAUCUGUGCAUUGAAGUACCAGAAGGAUGGCCCUACUCUGUUUAUGCAAUUGUUGGGCCAAAGGGAGCACACUGAGGUCAUCAUUGGCAAGCUGAAGGCCACUAAGGAUAAUUUCAACGACAUGCACGAUUCUGCAAUUUUGGCGGAAGAUGAGGAAGAAGGAGAAGAACUUCUCGCCGGAAUGAUUUCUAAAGCGAUUCGCCUCGCGAUUUACAUCCCAGCGGUUUCUGGGGCUCUUUUUGGUUUGACUGUCAAGAAGCCGAAAAAUGGGAAUCCUGGUGAAUGUAUGGUUGAGUCUAAACAGCAGGGGAGUGCUAUUUUUCACUACGAGGAGAGUUCUGAACCGUCCUUGACUGUAACGGAGCUAUUCUGCAACUUCCAAGUUGAGAAUAAUAAACAGGGAGUCGAUUAUAAAGUGGAAGGGGGGCGAAUCAUGAAAGAAUUGGCUCCGGCAUUGAACUUGGACGACAACAAAAGACUUUCCAAAAAAUUGAAGAAAAGUUCUCCUCCGUUCGAGAAGUGCAAGGCUUGGGUUUUACAAGCGUUCAAAACUGCCCGGAACAAGGGUGAGGUCAAGGCCAGGAUCCGCCGUAAGGAUUCGAAGUUCAUCGGCUACCUCUGCCAAAGAGCGAAGCAGUUGAAGGACGAGGGUGGUGAUGAGGAAGCACAAGAAGGAGAGGAGGAAGAAUAA
This is a messenger RNA of Perkinsus marinus ATCC 50983, 1122 nucleotides long. RefSeq lists its product as hypothetical. The transcript has 6 exons. The coding region runs from base 1 to 1122 and encodes 373 amino acids. Lineage: Eukaryota; Perkinsozoa; Perkinsida; Perkinsidae. The record is from RefSeq and is a predicted model, not a curated record.